CAUAAUCUCUCUCUCUCUCUCUCUCUCUCUCAGUCAGAGUCGCCGUCGUGCCGAGUAAUUGUUGAUCAAAAGAUAUGGCGGGACGGGAACAUCCUCGACAGCUCGUCCGGCUGACACCACUAUCGGUCAAUACCACGGCGCUGGAGGACCGUAUCGCCCUCCAGAACCGUGAGAUCCAGUCCCUCCUCGUCGACAAUCAACGGCUGGCAGCCGCCCACGUCGCGCUCAAGCAGGACCUCGCCGCGGCCCAGCACGACCUACGCCAUCUAUCCGUCGUCGCCGGCAAAGCCAAAUCUGAGAGGGACGCCGAGGUGCGCGAGGUCUACGAGAGGGCAUUGAAGCUGGACGCCGAGGUUCGCGCCAUCGACUCCAUGGGCGCAGACCUGGCUCGGACCCGAGCCGAUAUACAGGAGCUCGGCUCGUCCCGGCAGGAGCUUGCAGAGGAGUUGAACACGAUCGAAGGCGAGCUUGUGAGGACUCAGUCCGAGGCGAGGAAAGUGGUGGACAUUAAAGCCGAUAUCGAGACCUUCAAGCAGGAGAUUAAGAAGGGAAGGGAUGCAAUUGACAAUGAGAAGAAAACUAGAGCUAGCAACCUUGAGCACAGGCAGGGGAUGGAGAAAACAAUGGCGGCAUUGGCUCGCGAAAUGGAUAAGCUUCAUGGGGAGUUGGCCAAUGCAGAGAAGAGAGCAAGGGCUGCAGUAGCUGCAGCUGCAGCAGCAAAUCCAGGUCCUGGGUACCCUGCAGCCUAUGGCAAUGCUGAAAUGUUAUACGGGGGAAAUGCGUAUCCCGAUCCCUAUGCCGGCAUGCAUCAGGCCGCAGGUACUGCCGACGCUGCGAGUCCAUAUGGUUCUGCACCAAUGCCACAUGCUUCUUAUGACAGGCAGCCACCGCAGGAUAUGAGAUAAAGGUCUCCGGCAGGUAAUUAAGCCGGCCAGAAAAACAGCUCCGACGAUUGUAUGGCUUCAGAAAUAUAAAUAUAAAUGAAAAGGUUUGGCAGCCAUUCGGACGAACAACAUGGCAAAGAUGUGAUAAGCAGUUAAGCACAGCUGAUUUAGUGCCUUGAGGCUUUUUCGCUUCGUAUUUUUCAUGCUACCGCAAAGAAAUUUCUCAUUUACCACGAGGAAAAUAUUAGUACAA
Malus domestica (apple) is the source of this 1137-nucleotide messenger RNA. Its product is annotated as protein FLC EXPRESSOR. The record is from RefSeq and is a predicted model, not a curated record. NCBI's taxonomy places the organism in Eukaryota, Viridiplantae, Streptophyta, Magnoliopsida, Rosales, Rosaceae.